This is a messenger RNA of Physella acuta, 557 nucleotides long. RefSeq names its product calmodulin. Lineage: Eukaryota; Metazoa; Mollusca; Gastropoda; Physidae. The record is from RefSeq and is a predicted model, not a curated record. Gene Ontology annotation, molecular function: calcium ion binding.
GUCACGAGGGAAGGCGACAAAGUUUCUAUAUAAGUCGAUGCCAUGUAUCGCUCAAGUGUCAACCAAAACUUUACCAUGAGAUCAUUCGCAAUCAUCGCUGUUGCACUCUUUGGAUGCGUGAUGUCACAAGGGGGAGGUGGCGCCAACUUCGACCAGAUCUUCAACAGAUACGCUGGAAGCGACAACCAGUUCUCUCAAGCCGAGUUCAGCAGGUUUUGGCUUCACUUUGACGACAAUGGUGAUGGUGACGUAAGCAAACGGGAAUUCGACCAAGGCUGGAGGCAAGAAGGUUUCCCAAAUCCAGAAAACGCCCCUCUUUUCUUUGAAAGACUGGACAGAGUUGCCGACGAGGUUCUCAACGCCCAAGACUUCCCUCACAUUUUCCGUCUGUUUGAUGAGGACGGUAACGGAUCCAUAUCUGAGAGAGAGUUCAGGUAUAACUGGAAUGCCUACUUCUAGACAAGGUGAUAUGUCUAGUAUGAAUAAUUUUGUAAAUUUUACCAUGAGCUUGUCAGAAAAUUUGUUCUAUUAAAUAUAAGUUCCUGUAAAAAAUGCUA